UACACAGCCAGUUCCGCACGGUUUAAGGAUAAUCAGUGUGUCAGUUUGGGCUUUCUUAUGUAAAGCAGCUGUCUUUGAAGGCGGACCUUUUGGCAGGUUAGUUCAGGACGGUAGCGGAGGAGCUCAGACACAGACAGCGAACGAGGCAGAGAACAACUCUUGGCGGAGAAGCGGAGUGUCUGGAGACGAGCUGAAGUGAAUAUUCACACGCUUACCGAGCGGAUUCAUUUUCAGAUGACUGCGAUAAAACGACGCCGUGACUUCAGUUUGGUCAGUUUGGAUACACUUUGCGGAGGAUGAAUGUGGAAUGUAACGCGAGAGCAAGUUGAAAAAUAUUACUUUUGAACUGAACUGAUUGUUUGGAAUCUGAGUUACUGACUCUGUUUGAUUGAUUCACAAAGGAAAACAAGUUUUCUUUUCUACUAAUUCAUCCUCACCUCUCUUUGGGAUACAAUAACUUUUUUAGUCAACCAGCUAAAAUUAUAAAGAGCGACAAUGAGGCAACUUUUCAAGUAAAAAUACAGAGCUUUUUUUGAAAGACAAUCAUUGCUACAUGAAUUCAUAUUGAAAGACAAUGUUUGCUGCCGCUUUUGGACUCAGCCUUGUGCUGCUGUGCAUGGCCGGGUUUUCUUCCGCUAUCAGUUCCAUCGACCCGGACCGGCCAGGUGAAGGAAGAUGCCAGGAGAUCGCCAUUCCACUCUGUAAGGACAUUGGCUACAACUUGACAGUUAUGCCGAACUUAAUGGGACAUGAAGAUCAAAGUGAGGCGGCCAUAAAGCUGCAUGAGUUUGCUCCGCUGAUUGAGUUCGGCUGCCACAGUCAUCUGAAGUUUUUCUUGUGCUCGCUCUAUGCUCCCAUGUGCACGGAGCAGGUAUCCACACCCAUCCCAGCGUGCCGAGUAAUGUGUGAGCAGGCAAGGCAGAAGUGUUCUCCCAUCAUGGAGCAGUUUAACUUCCACUGGCCUGUGUCACUGGACUGUUCCAGACUGCCAAAUAAAAAUGACCCCAAUUACCUCUGUAUGGAGGCACCCAACAACGGCACAGACGAGCCCCCGAAAGGCUCCCACACUCAGCCGCCAGACUCCCGACCCCUUCGGCCAGGUAACAGCCAAGAACUGCCGAUAAAGGAGAGGGUCGGUAAGACGACAUGCAGCAACCCUGGAAAGUUUCAUUACGUUCAGAAGAGCGAGUCAUGUGCCCCCAAGUGUUACUCAAACGUUGACGUGUACUGGAGCCAGGGCGACAAGCGCUUCUCCAUGGUGUGGAUUGCCAUCUGGUCCAUCCUGUGCUUCAUCUCCAGUGCCUUUACCGUCCUCACCUUCCUCAUCGAUCCACAGCGUUUCAAGUACCCUGAGCGGCCGAUCAUCUUCUUGUCCAUGUCUUACUGCGUUUACUCGGUGGGCUUUCUUAUAAGACUAUUUGUGGGGGUGGAAAACGUGGCCUGUGACCAUGACAGUGGCAUUCAGUACAUCAUCCAGGAAGGCUUGGAAAGCACUGGCUGCACUAUAGUCUUCCUCAUUCUUUACUACUUCGGAAUGGCCAGUUCCCUGUGGUGGGUCAUUCUUACUCUCACGUGGUUCCUCGCAGCUGGAAAAAAAUGGGGUCAUGAGGCCAUUGAAGCAAACAGCAGCUACUUUCAUCUAACGGCAUGGGCCAUACCAGCAAUUAAGACCAUCAUGAUCCUGGUUAUGAGGAAGGUAGCGGGUGACGAGCUCACAGGGGUCUGUUAUGUGGGCAGCAUGGAUGUCAAAGCCUUGACGGGUUUUGUUCUUAUUCCCCUCUCUUGCUACCUCAUUAUUGGCACUUCCUUUCUGCUGUCAGGGUUUGUGGCACUCUUUCACAUCCGUAAGGUCAUGAAGACCGAAGGAGAGAAUACGGAUAAGCUGGAGAAGCUGAUGGUUAGGAUCGGCGUCUUUUCUGUGCUUUACACGGUCCCUGCCACUUGCGUCAUCGCCUGCUAUUUUUACGAGCGUCUCAACAUGGAUUAUUGGAAGAUUCUAGCAGGAGAGCAGAAGUGCACUGAGGACAGUAAGAGUGGCGAGGAGUGUGUGAUGAAGAGCUCCAUCCCAGCUGUGGAGAUCUUCAUGGUUAAGAUUUUUAUGUUGCUGGUGGUGGGCAUCACCAGCGGCAUGUGGAUCUGGACCUCCAAAACGCUGCAAUCAUGGCAGAAUGUUUUCAGCCGCAAACUUAAAAAGAAGACGAGGAGGAAGGCAGCAUGUGUUUUCACAGGAAGUGGACCUUACCUCAAGCCUCAUUCUGCACUGAAAGGACAUAAAACCAAGUACGAACCGGCAGGUCCUCCUGCGACCUGUGUAUGAGCUGGGCCUCUAUACACAAACAAAUGGCCAAGAAAUUAAGUAAAUGCUGGACUUAAAUGAACUGCUUUCUAAAGAGACAAGCCAGCAAAGGAGACAACAAUGCUCGUAUUUAUUUUAUGCAAACUUCAGAUGCAACGUCCCCAACAGGUUUUUUUAGUUCUUGAUGCUUGUACUACAUCUGAAACUUUGCAUAGUUUGGGAACAGUUUUGUGAAACAAAUAAAAAGUGAGCAAAUCCAUAUUGCUGUCAUUUGGAUGCCUGUAUCAUGUCAUGUGCAAUAGUUGUUUCCCUUAGUGACAGAGAGAAAGGGACUCUGAUACUGUAGGGCUGUGAUUAAAGACAAUGAAAGGACUCGACAAAUAAUGGGUGUGAAUGGCUCGGGGAAAAGCGGCUCCUCCGUGGCGUAGUCGUGUGGCUUUUCUAUGGAAAUGAAGGCCGUGUCAACUGCACAACUGCACUGACAUUGGAGUGCAGCUGCUCAAUAAGGCCUCGGCAGAGAAUGAACUGCCUAUUUUUAGGCCUUUUCAUGGAACAAAGUAAAUCUUUAAGCACUAAAUAUUGCCAACACAAAGAGAGAAACUUGUUAUUUGAGUUGUUUUGUACAGUCAGUUCAUGCCCUCUGGUUUGUUUUGUUAAACCAAGCUCUUUUUAAUGUCCUACAUACAUU
Messenger RNA from Sinocyclocheilus grahami, 2984 nucleotides. RefSeq names its product frizzled-10-A-like. The record is from RefSeq and is a predicted model, not a curated record. Lineage: Eukaryota; Metazoa; Chordata; Actinopteri; Cypriniformes; Cyprinidae. Gene Ontology annotation, cellular component: membrane. Bases 575 to 2317 code for a protein of 580 amino acids. Gene Ontology annotation, biological process: non-canonical Wnt signaling pathway; canonical Wnt signaling pathway. The transcript has 2 exons. Gene Ontology annotation, molecular function: transmembrane signaling receptor activity; Wnt-protein binding.